AUGAACUGGAUCUUCUUGAUGAGUCAGUCGGUUUAUUUUCGCGGGCAUAGUUCUCGUUGGCCCAUUCGUAGACGUUGCGAUGCUUGUCUCAACGUAUCGAGUGGCAGGGACAGUGCCAAUUCUGUCACCAAUGGAAAGAAAUACCGAUUUACGAUAAUUCACGCGGAGGAUGACUACAAUAUCCCAUGGCAUCAUUCUGAACUGCUAUUUCGGCAUGCUUUCAAUGCCUCGGUGUCCACUGGCAUCACUUAUGAUGGCGAACAAAAGAAGCUCGACUCCAAGAGAGACCUGGGGGCCGCUGGGUCCGUGAUGGAAUGGAGAACCACUAAUGGAAUCAUCCAAGAAGAAAUCUUAAACACAGGGUUGCAUGAUGUCAUUAUGGGUUAUCCCAUCAUUAAACGGCGGUGA
Penicillium soppii is the source of this 408-nucleotide messenger RNA. RefSeq lists its product as uncharacterized. The record is from RefSeq and is a predicted model, not a curated record. Bases 1 to 408 code for a protein of 135 amino acids. The transcript has 2 exons. NCBI's taxonomy places the organism in Eukaryota, Fungi, Ascomycota, Eurotiomycetes, Eurotiales, Aspergillaceae.